GUGGGCAUGUGGGUUUGGGACCAGUUGCACCGCUGAUGGUACGAGGAUGGGAGGGAGCUGGGGCUGACAGGCGAUUUUCGGGCUGUGUGCUCGUCAGAGACAGAAGGAGUGAACAGAAGCCCCAGGGGUCCCUCGUAAGCUCUCUCAUCCCCUUCACCAAGCUAACGGAAUCUCCUAGAACGAUCCGUCUUGGGCUCGCUCCCUGGCGCCCAGCUUGCAGGGUCAGUACUGACACGCUGGCCGUCCGCCCAGGUUGCUCAUAGACUGGUGAAGCCCAAAGCUAAGAUAGCCGGGGUCCCUCCAAGCCAGACCGGCGCGGAAGGAAGAUGUGCUCCCAGGAGGGUGAGGGCUACCGUCUCCUGACGGAAUACGCCAACGGCUUCAUGGUCUCCCAGGUUCUCUUUGCUGCCUGUGAGCUGGGGGUGUUUGAGCUCCUGGCAGAGGCCCCGGAGCCCCUGGACUCAGCGGCAGUGUCUUCACGUCUGGGCUCCAGCCCCCGGGGGACAGAGCUGCUGCUGGACACCUGUGUGUCCCUGAAGCUGCUGCAAGCCGAUGUGCGGGGAGGAAAAGCUGUGUAUGCAAACACGGAGCUCGCCAGCACCUACGUGGUGAGAGGCAGCCCCAGGUCCCAGCGGGACAUGCUUCUGUACGCGGGCAGGACCGCUUACGUGUGCUGGCGCUACCUGGCGGAGGCAGUCAGGGAAGGGAGGAACCAGUAUCCGAAAGCCUUCAGGAUCCCGUCCGAGGAGCUCUUCUCUGCCAUCUACAGGUCCGAGGACGAAAGGCUGCAGUUCAUGCAGGGUCUGCAGGACGUGUGGAGGCUGGAGGGGGCGACGGUGCUCGCGGCCUUCGACCUGUCCCCCUUCCCGCUCAUCUGCGACCUGGGGGGAGGUUCUGGGGCUCUGGCCAAGGCGUGCGUGUCCCUGUACCCGGGAUGUCGGGUCAUCGUGUACGACAUCCCAGGAGUGGUGCAGAUGGCCAAGAGACAUUUCUCAGCCUUGGAGGAUGAGCGCAUCAGCUUCCAUGAAGGGGAUUUCUUCAAAGAUGCCCUCCCGGAGGCGGACCUGUAUAUCCUGGCCAGGGUCCUGCAUGACUGGACCGAUGCCAAGUGCUCCCACCUGCUGCAGAGAGUCUAUCAGGCCUGCAGGACAGGUGGCGGCAUCCUGGUCAUCGAGAGCCUCCUGGACGCGGACGGGCGGGGCCCCCUGACCACGCUGCUGUACUCGCUGAACAUGCUGGUGCAGACGGAGGGCCGUGAGCGGACCCCCGGCCAGUACUGUGCGCUCCUGGCCCCCGCCGGCUUCCGAGACGUGCGGUGCCAGAGGACGGGGGGAACCUAUGAUGCUGUCUUGGCCAGGAAGUGAGCCCUGCAGCGUGUGACCUCCCGUCAUGACUCAACGCCUGCAGUGAAGAGACGGUGUUGGUCACGUUUCGUUCUUGUCUUUUCUUCUUCUUUUUUCCCAUUCUUGUCUGUCUAUUUUGCACGUUUCUUGUUUUUCUGCCCUGUUGAGGGAUAUGAGGUUUAUGCCCACGGAUGGUCACUUUGAGUUUUAUCUUACUUUCUUUAAUUAUCCUUAUUUUCACUUGAUUCCAGUCCAUUCUAUUUUGCUUCCUUCCUGUGAUGGAGUUAAAGGUCUGAGAUGAGGUUUCUCCUGGAUGGGGAUGUCCCUAAACCCAAGGAUAGGGUCCUUAUAAGACACAGAAGAGGGGAGACACGGACACGGAGGAGAAGCCACGUGGAGACGGAGGCGGAGACGGGAGGGAGGCGGCCACCAGCCCACAGAUGGAUGCCUAGAGCCCCCGGAAGCCGGAAGAGGCGGGAAGGACCCUCCCAUGGAGACUCUGCAGGGAGCUCAGCCCUGGGACCCCUUGACCUCAGAUGUCUGGUCUCCAGGACUCGGGAAGGGUGGAUGUCUGUGGUUUUAAGUCAUGAUCCCAUUUGUUUGUUUUGAUCGACCCAGGACACUCAUGCUCAAGGAAACGGAUAGAUCGUGGACACAUCCCAGAUUGUUCAAGUUUGAAAAAGCAGAAAAGAAUUGCUGGUCUAUUUUGCACCAUAGAGUCCAAGAGGUCUGUCGUGUGGACUUUUAAUAUCUACUCCUUUACCAGCUUUCUGAUAUGCAAUAAAUACAGCAUCAUGAACUACCAUCAA
Bubalus bubalis (water buffalo) is the source of this 2152-nucleotide messenger RNA. It is a transcript of the gene ASMT, whose product is annotated as acetylserotonin O-methyltransferase. Gene Ontology annotation, biological process: melatonin biosynthetic process; methylation. The coding region runs from base 327 to 1364 and encodes 345 amino acids. Gene Ontology annotation, molecular function: acetylserotonin O-methyltransferase activity. The transcript is spliced from 8 exons. NCBI's taxonomy places the organism in Eukaryota, Metazoa, Chordata, Mammalia, Artiodactyla, Bovidae. The record is from RefSeq and is a predicted model, not a curated record.